GAGAAAAUUGGUGAUUAUUACCAAAUUAUGUUUAUAAUUAAAAAAUCAAGUUAACUUAAUUCCAAUCUGAUGAGGCAAGAUUUGGCAACACUGUCGUCAACCUAACCCAACUUUUUUCAGCUCCUUCCAUUUUUUUGUCCUUGUCCUUGUUUUGUUUAUAUUAUUUGUUAUUUAUUUAAAUUUUAUUCUUUUGUGAAUACUAAAGGAAAAAUACUGAAAUCAAAAGCCUGAAGUCGCAUUUCUACUCACAAUGUUAUCAGCAUUGUCAGCACAAUUUCAUUUAUAGUCAAAAAACGACUGCCUGAAGAUGGAAAACGGCAAAGAAAAGCAUCCAGGAUCUACUAAAAUCAAAAUCAUAUCGAACUUUAUAUUGAAUUCAUCACAUACCAAUAAUAAUAGCCAAAAUGUUCAAGACAACACUGAAUUUCCUCCUCCUGAACCUCUUAAUCCAAUGAGGCUUCCAAAUUCAUCAGAAGAACCAGAAAAUUCUUCUGAUACUUUAGAAUAUGAAACUGAUCAACUUAUUGAAUAUGAUAUUGCCUCAGAAAAUGUCAAUCCAAGUAAUGAACUAAUGUCCAACAAAUGUAAACCUACAGAUUCACAAUAUGAAGAAACUGUAGAAUUCAAUUAUCUGACUGGGACAUAUGAACGAGUGAAAAAGUUUAAAGAAUCAUCAACUACAUUGGUCAAAGAAAUUGAAGUAGAAACAACACAACAAAGGUACACUUACAAAUGCUUUGACUGCAACUUUUCUUCAAAUCAUCAUAUCGAUUUAAAAUACCACGCAAAAAAGCAUUUUAAUAGUGUUUUUGUUUGCCCAAACCAUAAAAGCGGCAAAAGCGCAACAGUAGUAGGCUGCUUAAAGUGUAUAUACGCAAAAUGCGUUGAUAAUUUUAAUAGGUCAAGGCUGAAGAACCACAAAAAAAAAACAAAGCCCAUCAAAAUUAUGAAUAAAACCACACCCACACCUGAUCGAAGACACAGAUAUAGAUGUUUUCAUUGCGAAUAUAAAAUUGGUUCAAAAGAAUACUUGAAAUAUCACGCGUUGAAGCUACACCAUGACCAAAAUUUUUCUUGUAAUGAGCAUUCAGACAAAAAUAAGGUAGGAUGCCAAAAAUGUGUUUACCAACAAGUUUUAAUUAACCUCAAAGAAGACUUGCGGAUUUGUGCAAAUUGCAGUUUCAAGACUUGUAAGGAGACUACAUUUAAAAGACAUAUUAAAGAGUGCAGUUCAAAAGUAGCAGUUGACGAAAAAGAUACAGACGACAAUAAUGAUGAGAACUUAAAUGAUAGCGAUGAAGAAUAUAGUCCAUCCAUGGAUAGGCCACUAUCAAGUAGAGUUAAUCACAAAAUAGUGCCCAAUAAAGUUGAUAGUCAAACACCACCCGUAAAUGACAAUACUGAUGUAAUAAUAAUUGAUGAUACUGAUGUUGAUGAAGCAGUGCCUACCAAAAAUAAAACUGAAGCAAAUUUAAAGGAAGAAUCCAAUGUUGAAUAUUCAAAUUACAGAGAUAAUAAUACUGACAUUACUAGUAGUCUUGAAUCAAACAAUUAUGACUUUAUUUGCUAUGAUUGUCCUUUUAAAGCAUACAUGGAGGCAGAUCAUUUAACAACUCACGCUAAAACCCACGAAGAAAGUACUUUUACUUGUUUUGAACAUGCUCAGUUUAUGAUUUUUUGCAAACGCUGUAUUUACCAGUACACUUUAAUGUCUCUUAAAUUGAGAAAAAUAAUUUGCAAAUAUUGCCCUAAAAAAUUUGAAAGUUUAUACUCGGCUUUAAUACACAUGAGAGGCAAUUGUACUGACCAGCGCAAUUUCACUGGCUAUUUAAUGUGCUAUGAUUGCGGAUUUAAACCUAAUUCUCGCCUGGAAUUAUUCAAACAUGCAGCUAUUCAUAAAAGUAGUUAUCAAUGUUUCGAACAUGAACAACCACAACUAAAAACAUGCUCAAAAUGCUUGUACGAAUUUCUGGUUAAGUCUCUAUACAGGUGUUUCAAAUGUGAUUGUUCCAAAAUCAAGUCUGAAUACGAACUACGCUCGCAUAUAGAAGCUAAACACUUACAAAACACUUUUUAUCCUCCAAUAAAAUGCAACAAACAUUCCCAAUCAAGUGAAUGUUGCAGGCAAUGUGUAAUGAAGCAAAUUUGCGACGAUGCUUAUUUGCAAAAAAUCUGUCCUAUUUGUAGCACAAGGUGGACUUUUCUGGGACUCCACAUAAGCUCUGCUCAUCGAAAUGCCAAAUUUAUUUGUCACGCGCACAUAGACAAAAAGGUCUAUGGAAAAUGUGGUGGGUGCUACACUGAAAAAAUUCUAGAAACUCAAGAGAAAACCUGGAAUUGUUGCCAGUGCACUUUUGUUUGUAAUUCUAAAGAGGAACUCGAAUUGCACAUAGUUGUUUGUCAUUGGCUCGAGACUUUUAUGUGCCCUCAGCAUAGUUUAGGUGAUAUCCAAUCAAACUGUGAUAUGUGUGCAUAUGAAACUAUAGCUCUUAAGCUUUCGCAAUAAAGAAUUUACUUGAUUAUUAUGGUUUAUAUAAGAAUUUAUAUACUUACUUUUUUAUGGAAUGUGUCUUAAGUUUAAUAAAUAUAUU
This is a messenger RNA of Ceutorhynchus assimilis (cabbage seed weevil), 2591 nucleotides long. Lineage: Eukaryota; Metazoa; Arthropoda; Insecta; Coleoptera; Curculionidae. The record is from the annotation of a GenBank genome assembly.